Messenger RNA from Aureobasidium namibiae CBS 147.97, 1095 nucleotides. RefSeq names its product cyclin-like protein. Gene Ontology annotation, molecular function: cyclin-dependent protein serine/threonine kinase activator activity. Gene Ontology annotation, cellular component: nucleus; cyclin/CDK positive transcription elongation factor complex. The record is from RefSeq and is a predicted model, not a curated record. Bases 1 to 1095 code for a protein of 364 amino acids. The transcript has 2 exons. Gene Ontology annotation, biological process: regulation of transcription by RNA polymerase II; positive regulation of DNA-templated transcription, elongation. NCBI's taxonomy places the organism in Eukaryota, Fungi, Ascomycota, Dothideomycetes, Dothideales, Saccotheciaceae.
AUGCCGCCUCCCUCGUCGGUCGACCACCUUCCUUCACACCAGCCCGCCGCUCGUCAGCGUCCAAAGUCGCCGGAUCGUCUACUGGCCGAAGCCGAAGCGCAAUGGCUCUUCAGUGAGCAAGAGCUGCUGCAUACGCCAUCGGUCCAACAUGGCAUGGCUCCCGAGAAGGAGAAGGAGAUACGCGCAAAGGGCAUCAACUUCAUUCGUCAAGUCGGCAUCAUGCUCAAGCUGCCCGAACUCACCCUGUCUACCGCCGCCAUUUUCUUCAACCGCUUCCUGAUGCGUGUCAGUCUGGUCGAUCGUCCGAAUCAAAAGGCUCUGCACCACUAUACACUUGGCGCGACCGCCCUCUUCCUGGCCACAAAAGUCGAGGAGUCAUGUCGCAAGAUGAAGGACCUGGUCGUCGCUUGCUGUCGCGUCGCCCAGAAGAAUCCAAAUUUGUUGAUUGACGAGCAAAGCAAGGAUUUCUGGAAAUGGCGCGAUACCAUCCUGCUAAACGAGGACGUCCUGCUCGAGAUGCUGUGUUUCGAUCUCACCAUCGAGGCCCCUCACAAACAGCUCUACGAAAUGCUCAAGUACUACAAUGUCCAUCACAACAAGCCCUUGCGCAACGCUGCCUGGGCCUUUGUCACCGAUAGCAACAUCACUCAGCUCUGUCUGCUGUGUUCCAGUCACACCAUCGCUGCCGCUGCCCUCUACUCGGCCGCCCGCUACUGCAACAUUGCCUUUCCCGAUUCCUCCGACGGCCGUCCGUGGUGGCACGUUCAGCACGUCGCACUCGAUGACAUACUAAAAGCUUGCAACUACAUGGCUUCCAACUAUGAACAUGUUCCCAUCAGACCCGGUCACGAAGGCGCUCAAUCUACCUAUGCCAUUACCAGUCCCUCCGCUCCUAUCCUCCACCAAGACACUGCCGCCAACGGUCACGGUCACGGUAGCAAAAUCCACCACAUUGACCCGCCCCACGACGAUAGGGCCGUCAAGAAGAGGCGCACCUCCGAUUCUGCUACUGCCGCUACUUCGGUUCCUCAUCACGCACCCGCCUCGCGUACCGUUGAGAGUCAUGGUAGUGAGGAAGGCGAGGUUGAAGGCUAG